Molecule: messenger RNA, 2244 nt
Organism: Corylus avellana
Lineage: Eukaryota; Viridiplantae; Streptophyta; Magnoliopsida; Fagales; Betulaceae
Source: RefSeq, a predicted model, not a curated record
AAGAAAAAAAAAUAUCGUCACCCACACUGAGGAAGCCUCUAGGAAACUGCUCAAGUCGGCAAUAAGGCAGCGACUUGGGGGAAUAAUCGGAUUCGUGCGUUCACGAAAGGAAAGAAAAGUAUUUCGUCUCAUCUUUCAAAGUCUUUGAAAUAACCUUACAAAGAAAUAUCGAGUGGAUCAGAAAGUCCGGAUCGGGGGCUAUACUUAUUGCUUUGGUUUCUUUGGUUACACCAACAGAUACUGCUUAUUGCAUUUCUCUCUACUUCAAACGAUUAAGGCGGAGAAUCCAGUAGCACAAGUUCUACAUAUGACCGGUAAAUCUCAGAUCAGACAACCCAAAUUAGCAAGCUGCACAAGAGGUUCUGGGACCUUGUUGCUUUGAUGUUGAGGACACUUCAUCAAGUAGGCGAUGCCCUCCUAUGAAAAUGCAAGAAUUGUCGUGUUGGUAGUAGAAACUGAUGGAUUAUAAGUUACAGACUGUUGGCGUUCUCCCUCAACUUGAAAUGGGGUCACUAGACGGAAAAUCAGUACAUGAGUUCAUGGACAAGAGUCAUUUUAGCCCGGAGGUAGAUGCUCAGAAGUUGCAUCCUACUCAUACGGUUGAAAUUGGAUCGUGUUCUGGAGGUCUGCAAGCUAGUAGUAAUAUAAUGUGCAUGUUGAGGAAUGUUGUGUAUGAGAACAUAAAGAAGGUGGUUUUCUCAAGUAAACUCAACUUGCUGAUGCCCUUUGGGCCACUAGCAAUUCUUGCUGAGGGAAUGACUGGCCAUCGUGGUUGGGUCUUCGUUCUGAGCUUAUUGGGUAUAACACCUUUGGCUGAGCGUUUGGGUUAUGCUACAGAGCAGCUAGCCUUUUACACUGGACCUACAGUUGGAGGCCUUUUAAAUGCUACUUUUGGGAAUGCAACGGAAUUGAUUAUAUCAAUCUAUGCACUGAAAAGGGGACUAAUACGUGUUGUUCAGAUGUCGUUAUUGGGCUCAAUUCUGUCAAACAUGUUGCUGGUGCUUGGAUGCGCAUUCUUUUGUGGUGGGCUUGUUUUUAAUAAGAAGGACCAGCACUUUGAUAAGGGAACUGCUGCUGUAAGCUCUGGAUUGCUCUUGAUGGCAGUCAUGGGCCUCCUAUUUCCAGCUGUUCUUCAUUAUACCCACACUGAGGCUCAUGCUGGGAAGUCAGAAUUGGCCCUUUCAAGAUUUAGUAGUUGCAUUAUGCUUGUUGCUUAUGCUGCAUACCUUUUUUUCCAGCUAAAGGGUCAAAAGAAUCAAUAUGUUCCUCUUAACGAGGAAGGGAGUCUGAACGAAGAGGCUUUAGACGAUGAUGAAGCUCCAGAGAUCUCUAAAUGGGAAUCAAUAACUUGGCUUUUUAUUAUGACUGCUUGGAUAUCAGUCCUAUCUGAAUAUUUAGUUAAUGCAAUAGAGGGAGCAUCUGUUGCAUGGAAUAUUCCGAUUGCAUUUAUUAGUGUUAUUUUGCUCCCUAUUGUAGGGAAUGCUGCAGAGCAUGCAAGUGCUAUUAUGUUUGCCAUGAAAGACAAGCUUGACAUUUCCUUAGGAGUGGCAAUAGGAUCAUCAACACAGAUAUCGAUGUUUGGGAUUCCUUUUUGUGUAGUUGUCGGUUGGAUUAUGGGGCGAUCUAUGGACUUAAACUUUCAUCUUUUCGAGACAGCAACACUUUUUAUAACUGUCUUGGUCGUAGCCUUCUUGCUCCAGGAAGGAACUUCUAAUUACUUUAAAGGACUAAUGCUUAUACUUUGCUAUCUGAUAGUCGCUGCAAGUUUCUUUGUACAUGUAGAUUCUUCAGCGGAUGGUGGUCAAGUAGGAACAUAGUCAAUAAAGCCAUUGAUUCAUAAGGUUGAUCUCCGACAGCUUCGGUCCUUUCUGCUGUAUUGUAUAUAUUUCAAUUUUCAACUUUUCUCCCUGCUUGUGCUUCUGAGUAAAUUCAGAUAACCGAUUUCUUGCCUAUUAUGUUCUCUGUUCUUCAGCCUUCUGCUUGGACACCACAUGUUCGCUUAGAUUACAACAAGAAGUGUAUUAUAGAAAAAAAAGGGAAGAUUUCCAUCUUAUUUGAAGGUGUAAAUUUAUCGCCAUGAAUGGGAAUCUUCGAAACAGAUGGAAACCAUCAGGACUGGUGAUAAGAGCAUUGGUUUUAGGAUUACCAUAAACUGAUGCUUUUCUGUUUUGUAUCAUUAUUGUUAUUUUACAUUAUAUUCUUUCUUUUAUUUUCUAAUUAAUGACAUGUUCCAAUUAAUUACCA